Maudiozyma saulgeensis is the source of this 906-nucleotide messenger RNA. NCBI's taxonomy places the organism in Eukaryota, Fungi, Ascomycota, Saccharomycetes, Saccharomycetales, Saccharomycetaceae. The record is from the annotation of a GenBank genome assembly.
AUGGAGAAAUUUACUAACUGGAGAGAUAAAGGAACUGGGAUAGCACCAUUUCAACCACCAACUACUCAGAAAGAGGCAAUUUUUUUCAAUAAAUCGAUCAUUACAAAUAUCAUUUUUAGCAUCAUCUAUUUAACUAGAUGUAUUUUACUUAUCCCGGUGUUGAUAUUAUCACCAUUUAUCAAUUUACGACUUUUAUUUUUGACAGGCUUUACGUCAGGUCGAAUUAAGAUCGAUUAUCAAGUUAAUGGUGUCAAGAGAAGUCAAUUGAAUAAAGAUCCAAGAAAGUAUCAUUUACAAAAGGGUAACCUUUAUGUGAUCAAUUACUCAUCUGUUUUGGCUGCAAUAGUGCUGCAGUAUAUUGCUCAAGAUAAUCGUAGUAUUAAAUAUUUGAUUCCAUCUGAGUCAAACGAUCUAUAUGAAUUGACAUUGCUACAAUUUAUUAAUUUCACGAUGAAUGGACAAUCUUUAAAUGUGACUCAAUAUGGUACUCAAAUUAAAGAAAUUUCAAACAAAGAUUGGAUCAAUUAUACCUGGUGUCUUUUUGCAGAGGGAACUUGUUCAAAUGGGAAAUCUAUUUUACCUUUUCAAAUUAAUAAAACUUCUUUAGAACUGGUUGUUGAUGAUUCUACCUCUAUUUGUUCUGAAAUAAUACCUGUAACCAUUAAAGUUAACAAUUCAUUAGUAACACCAUUAGGUGGUUCAAGCUGGCGUUUAUUAUGGUCCUUAAUACUUAAACAUAAAUGUCUUGCAAAAAUUAAGGUCCACGAAUCACAUCUUUUAGUUAAAGAAAUGGAUGCUCUAGAUGGUGUACGUGAGUCUCUAAAUGAUGGUGAUAAAUAUAAGUUAGUAUCUAAAUCUUUAGGAAUUAGAGAGAAACGAACUUUUGUUGAAGAAUUUCGCAAAUGA